AUGUGCUGGAUACACAGGGGCAUGAUCUCGUCGGCAGUCGCCAACGUAACGGGAGAUUCCUGCGAAAAGUACCUAAAGUUCAUCCUGUCGAUGCUCACACUGCUGCUCUCGUACCAAAUCACGCCAAUCAUGGUACUACCAGAGGCAGUAAUGACCUACCGACGUCGUAGACUAGGUAGUAGAUCACUAUGGAAUGAGUGUAACGAGUGGAAGAGUGACGGCAAGAUGCUAAGCAUUGACUUAUCUACUUGA
Molecule: messenger RNA, 252 nt
Organism: Theileria equi strain WA
Lineage: Eukaryota; Apicomplexa; Aconoidasida; Piroplasmida; Theileriidae
Exons: 2
Coding region: 1-252 (83 amino acids)
Source: RefSeq, a predicted model, not a curated record